AUGAUGAAGCUUUUCAUUGCCAUUUUAUUGAUAUCCACUACAACAGCUCUUCAAUUCGACGAGAUUUGCGAUAGAUGCGUGAAAAUGGUGCAAAAAUUGCGCUCGAUUCCCAACGAACACUGGGCGCAAUCGUACGUUCAACACAUUUGCUUUGAGUCCUACAUCCGAUGUUCACAUGGGAACAAGUUUUGUUCUCUAUAUUUCUUGACACCAAAUGUUGUGUACCGAUUGCAACAAGAGAUCGCGUCUGGUGCCCGUGACGCUCAGGUGUGCGAUCGUGUGCUUGAAAUCUGCAAGAUCAAU
Mesorhabditis belari is the source of this 303-nucleotide messenger RNA. Lineage: Eukaryota; Metazoa; Nematoda; Chromadorea; Rhabditida; Rhabditidae. The record is from the annotation of a GenBank genome assembly.